Messenger RNA from Diaporthe batatas, 699 nucleotides. RefSeq lists its product as uncharacterized. NCBI's taxonomy places the organism in Eukaryota, Fungi, Ascomycota, Sordariomycetes, Diaporthales, Diaporthaceae. Bases 1 to 699 code for a protein of 232 amino acids. Gene Ontology annotation, molecular function: monooxygenase activity. The transcript has 2 exons. The record is from RefSeq and is a predicted model, not a curated record.
AUGGCUUUGGAAGUUAUCAUUGUCGGAGCAGGCAUAGCAGGAUUGACAGCCGCCACAUCUAUCCGCCGAGCUGGACACAACGUGCGGAUAUACGAGCGGUCCUCCUUCAACAAUGAGAUCGGCGCUGCUAUUCACGUCCCACCGAAUGCAUCCCGGGCUUUACUUGCUUGGGGAUUGAAUCCCGAAGGCGCCAGGUUUGUGACAGUCAAGUCUAGCUUUCGUGCCAAUGCCAAAACGCUUGAGCGCGUCCACGUGGGCACCACAGAGAGCGAGGUUCCAACAAAGUAUGGCUCGCCUUGGUACUUUGCGCACCGGGUUGAUUUGCAUGAAGAGCUGAAGAGGCUUGCUACGGAAGAGAACGGACAAGGUAAGCCUGCAGAGGUUAAUUUAAGGUCUGAGGUGGUCAAAUAUGAUGCAGAGACUCCGUCCAUCACCCUUGCCAAUGGCGAGACGGUGCAUGGCGACGUUGUCAUAAUAGCAGAUGGGAUACACUCCCUGGGCGUUGAGGUCAUGACCGGAAAGUCAAAUCCUCUUGAACCAUCUAGAAACGCCUACAAUUUCUGCUACCGGUUUCUGAUAUCCACCAAUGACAUUGAAAAUGACCCGGAAACAAGAUUCUGGAAUGAAGGGGAUGAUGGCCGCAUGAAACUUUUCGUGGGAAACAUGAAGAGGCUGGUCUCGUACCCUUGCCGCAAGUGA